This is a messenger RNA of Funneliformis caledonium, 1995 nucleotides long. NCBI's taxonomy places the organism in Eukaryota, Fungi, Glomeromycota, Glomeromycetes, Glomerales, Glomeraceae. The record is from the annotation of a GenBank genome assembly.
GAGCAGAAGCAAUGUAAAUCACAAUUAACUGAACUUGAAGAAAAAAGCGUUCACAUUCGCAACCAAAGGUUGUCUUGGGAGGGGGAUCUACGAAGAAACCAAGAAGACGUUGCACGUAAUGAAAAUCUCUUGCAACAAUUAAGGGAGCAGAAGAGUAACAAUCUUAAGAUUUUCGGUCCUACGAUUCCGGAUGUACUUAAAGCUAUUAAUGGAGAGCAUAGAUGGAAUAAGAAACCUGUGGGACCUUUUGGAUUAUAUAUGAAAUUAUUAAAUCCUGAAUGGAGUGAUACUCUUGAAUCUGUGAUUGGUAAUACUUUAAGCACGUUUGCUGUUAAUAACCAUAGAGAUCAAAGGCUUUUGGCGGACAUCAUGAAAAGAUUUAAUUGUAAUUCUCCAAUUAUUAUCGGUGAAGAUGAUAAUUUUGAUUAUACGCAGGGAGAACCUGAUAAACGAUUUCUUACUAUCUUACGAGCAUUAAAGAUCGAUGAUGAAAAUGUUAAACGUCGUCUUAUAAACAAUAAUCGAAUUGAAUCGAUAAUUCUUGUUGAAAAACGUGCGGAGGCCGAUAUAAUAAUGCAUAAUAACGGGAAUGGGUUUCCUCGUAAUGUUGAGGGAUGUUAUACAAUCGAUGGAUAUAAAGUUGGUCAUAAAGGCGGUGGUUUUUCAACACAAUCUAUCAAUAGAUAUAGAGGACCAGCUAGAUUUAAACAAGAUAUUGAUGGCCAAAUUCGAGAUGCAGAAAGGAAAUUAUCGGAUUCUAAAGAGACGAAUAGUCGUUACAAGGUUGAAUUGGAAAGAGCUGAAUUUGAACUGAAUAAAGUAAAUGAUGAAAAAAAAGCAUUAUUGCGUAAAAUCCAAGAUGAUAAUCGUGAAUUCAAAGAAUUAAAUAAUCAAAUUUUACAAUUAAAAGAAGAUCUACAGCAAGACGAACCAGCAAAUAUUGCUGCUCUUGAAGAAGUCAAAAAAGAAACUGAGCAUGAAAUUGAAAUGUAUAAGGGACAAUACGUCAAUAUUCAAAGAAAAAGAUUACAAUUAACCGAUGAACAUGAACCUUUAGUGAAUGAAUUCGAAGACAUUCAACAAAGACUGGAUGCAUUAUCAAGUGAAGCCGAAAGUCUUGGUGCUAAUAUUGAAGAAAAAGUUCGAACACGAGUAAAGAGCGAAAUGAAUAAAAAACAUUGGGAAAACAAAUUAGCGUUAGAAAAAGAGAACAUUGCCACUGCUUCAUCCGAAGUUGAAAAAAAAAAGCUAGUUCUGGAGGAAUGGACAAAGCAAGCGAGAGAUUAUUGUCCUGAACGAGUUGAAGUAACUAAGCCAGCACAUGAACUAGAUCGUGAGAUAAAACAAUUUCAGGCUCGACUAAGAGAGAGAGAGAAAAAACAUGGUGCAAGUCUCGAAGAAAUCGCAUCAGCUAUGGCUGCUACGUGCGAUGCCUAUCGUAAUGCAAAACAUGAAAUCGAACAUAUGGAGAUAUUCGUCAAAGAUCUCAAAUCUGCUUUGCAAGAUCGUAUGUCCAAGUGGCGUAAUUUUAGAACAUUUAUUGCUGUUCGUUCUAAGAUACAAUUUACAUAUCAGCUAUCUAAACGAGGUUAUUCAGGAAAAUUAAUGUUUGAUCAUCCAAAUAAAAAAUUGUCCUUACGAGUUCAAAUUGAUGACCAAAUAGGUCAAGGUAGUGAUAAAGAUCCAAAAUCUUUAUCUGGUGGAGAAAAAUCAUUUUCUACCAUCUGUUUAUUGUUAGCUCUUUGGGAAGCUAUGGGAUGUCCUAUUCGAUGUCUUGAUGAAUUCGAUGUUUUCAUGGAUGCUGUAAAUCGUAGGAUAAGCAUGAAAAUGAUGAUCGAAACAGCACGUGAAGCAGACUGCACACAAUAUAUUUUAAUUACUCCACAGGACGCGAGCAGCGUUUCACCUGGUCCUGAUGUUCGUGUACAUAGGUUACAAGAUCCUGAAAGAGGUCAAGCAACUUUAAAUGUUGACCCGUGUGUGACUGAUUCUUAA